Messenger RNA from Frankliniella occidentalis (western flower thrips), 2233 nucleotides. Its product is annotated as major facilitator superfamily domain-containing protein 6. Bases 508 to 2106 code for a protein of 532 amino acids. Gene Ontology annotation, molecular function: transmembrane transporter activity. NCBI's taxonomy places the organism in Eukaryota, Metazoa, Arthropoda, Insecta, Thysanoptera, Thripidae. Gene Ontology annotation, cellular component: membrane. The record is from RefSeq and is a predicted model, not a curated record. The transcript is spliced from 9 exons.
AGACGCACCAAGCGACCGGGCCGUCCUCGCCGGUGCUUCUCUUAUCGGUGUAAACCCGCCUCGUCCCCGCUCCCGCGCCACCGCGCCCCGCCCCGCCGCCGGGCCCAACGUCUCUCUCGAAGCGCGUCUUGAAACGUGUUGGGUCAUCGUAACGGUGUGGCGGAGGCCCGCGGUGCCCUGCCUGCCCUGCCAGUGCUCUGGAGCCCGGCCGGCGCUCGGAGCUGUGCACUCACACAUGCCGGACCUGUCCUCCGACGGGCCAUCUUGAGCCUCCACUCCAGCAUCCCGUCAGCUGGACCGCGCAGCAGGAGCAGCAGGAGAGGGGACCUCCACCGGCUGACCUUUGCUAUCGCCACCACUGUCAAGUGUGCUCAACGUGUCAAUGCAGAGAUAAGCGGGCCGCGACCCCUGUGUGCCUCUCUAGGCGCGCGCGGAGCCGACUGACGUUGCGUCGAAGUUGAGCGAGAAUUAUUAAUAGUGGAAUAGUGUUUGUUUUUAAACAUCAACAUGGUGGAAGUCAACAGAAAGCUACUGCCUGUCAAGGCACAUUUCUUCUUUUUUAUGGCCUCUAUGGGGCCAAUAUUACCCUUCACUAUUGUUUUUGGAAAACAGCUAGGAAUAUCAGAAAUUGUAAUGGGGACUGUAUCGGCAGUCCUACCGCUAUUGUUCCUGGUGGCCAAACCAGCUUUUGGAUAUCUAGCUGACUACUUCCAAAGACAGAGAAAAUUACUUUUUAUGUCAGUAAUUUGUAUUAUGUGUGGAGCACACAUAUUACUAUAUUUUGUCCCAGCUGCUCCCAUUCGUCCAUUUUCUGUUAAUGAUAUAACAUGUGAAGAGAUUAAUUCAUGCCACAAAAAGGGUAACUACACUGUUAGAGAAGAAAAUUCGAUGUUGUAUAACUGCACAUGGUCUGCUAACACAAAACAUAUACAAGUCGAAAGAAAUAUCUUGACUCCAGAAAAAUGUUCAAUAGCGUCAAAAGUAAAUGUCAGUGAUCUGUGUCAAAAUAAUACCUCAAAUGCUUAUGAUAUUAUGUGUGAGCCAGUCCAUACUGACCCAUACUUGUACUCAACGGUCACAUUUUGGAGUUUUGUAAUUCUAAUGGCUAUAGGAAGCAUCGGCUAUAAUGUUGCAAAUAGUAUAAGUGAUGCAAUCUGCUUUGAUGUAUUAGGGGAAGGUGGAGAGAUGGGAUAUGGGCGACAACGUGUUUUUGGAGCUAUUGGAUUUGGUUUAUCAGCACUUCUAGCUGGGUAUGUCAUUGACCUCUUCUCAACAGACGACAGCAUGAAAAACUACGCUCCUGCAUUUAUUCUGACAUUAGCUUUUGGUUUACUGGAUAUAUUCACUUGUACUCGACUAAAGCUUCCUAAACUUCCAAAAUCUGAAAGCAUUCUUGGUGAUGUUGCAAGUCUUCUUAAACACCGACACAUUGUGGUAUUUUUAAUAUUUGCAACAUUUGCCGGGAUUUGUGACAGUUUCAUUAUAUAUUUCAUGUUCUGGUACUUGGAGGAUUUAGCUAUGGCAUCGGGAGCAAUGUCUCAUGUGAAGCUAAUCGAAGGUCUAGUCAUAGCAGCCGAAACUCUUGGGGGUGAAGUUAUCUUUUUCUCCUAUGCAGGAAAAAUGAUUGAGAAAUUAGGGUACGAGCAUUGUCUCUCUUUAAGUUUUGUAUUUUAUGCUCUCCGAUUGGGAUUGAUAUCACUAGCAAACAACCCUUGGUGGCUCCUUCCUACUGAGUUCUUCCUUCAAGGACCUUCGUUUGCACUUUGUUACACUACAAUAGUUGCAUAUGCUAGUGCUGUUGCACCACCUGGAACAUCUGCAACCAUGCAAGGACUUGUUGCAGGAAUGGAUGAUGGCUUUGGGUAUGCAAUUGGAAGCUUAGCUGGUGGUGUCUUAUACCAAUGGUUUGGCGGAUCAUGGUCUUUCCUUAUGUACAGCGGUUUAGCUUUGGCAUGUGCAGUAGCUCAUUUUGCUCUUCAUAUAUUUUUCCUUAAAGUGCCAAGCAAACCAACAGGUAAGAAAAUACAUUUUCCUAACUGGUUCAAUAAAGCUUCAAAAUUGUUGGAUAAUGGGAGGCUUUGUUCACAUUCCAGCAGACACAUGUAGCACAGAUUACCAGGUAGUUUCACAAAAAGCUACCAACGAUUCCAAAUCUGAUUCUAACGAGUCCAGGUAAAAAAUGUUCAUCCAGAACUCUUGAGAGGUAGAUGUUAACAUGAGUACAAAAUAUUAU